CCCCGUGAGUUGCGAGUAUGCUCCGUCGCAGUACGUUUUAACCGUCCCUUUCGAAUAAAAAAAAAACCGCAAAAAUCAUUUCCCCCCCGACUAAUAUUCACCGCUGAGUAAAUAAACAGUAAUAAAGAAUAAACGUGCUGAAGAAAGCUCCGAAGAUGCGUGAGAAAAUAAUUUUGAUACGGAGUACACGGUGGUAUGAAGCUUAUGUGCGUGUCGUGAGGCAAAAGUGCAAGGGAGCAUAGUAGUUGUUUCCUGUUGUGUGCGGCUGGACCGGCCUGUCGUCGGCCCAUUCGAAUCAUUUUCAAUAAUCAUUUUCAUCCAAAAAUACUUGUCGAUGUGGUGAACGUAAAGGGGAACGCGUAAACUUGAAACUCCGAGGAAAGAGAGGAAAAAAAAGGAAAAUAGAGGGAGAAAGAGAGCGAGAAGAAAGGCAUCAUCGUGUGUGUUGGGGCCUGGCGUGGAUUCUUUCGCUACGUGGUGGAAGAUAGAACGUAAAAUAAAGGAGAAAAGAGGAGAAAAUAAUACAGUGAAACUGGGGGGGGGGAGGGCCGGUUGAUUCACCUUGCAGUACCUACAUCUGAUAGAAUUUCCAAUGUAAUUUGAAAUGAAACGAGUUCGUGGGGUGGACGAGGUAACAACGCCAAUAGGAGUAACACAGAAGCAUUUGGGAAGUGUCAGUGGAGUUGGAGUAAACAGUGGUAAUAAUUUGGAGUAUCACACCAGUGGAAUUGUGAGUGGAGUUACGUCUGGUCAAUCAGUGAGGCCAUUAACGUCCAAAGAAAUGCCGGGUAGUAUACAGUUUGGGACUACCCAGACUCAGCAGCAAUAUGCUGGGGCCAUCGUCGUGCCAGCGGCUGCCCCAUCACCUGUCAAGGUGCAUACAAAUGCAACAGCCCCAUUAGCCCCAACGCCCCCAGCGAGUCUGAGCACCAGUAGUGGUUCUCAGCAGCAAUUUCAAAGGCUAAAAGUUGAGGAUGCACUGUCCUACCUUGACCAAGUUAAAUACAAGUUCAACGAUCAGCCCCAAGUGUACAAUGACUUUCUCGACAUAAUGAAAGAAUUUAAAUCCCAGAGUAUAGAUACACCAGGUGUGAUAACACGUGUUAGUAAUUUGUUCAAGGGACAUCCUGAGUUGAUCGUUGGUUUUAAUACAUUUUUACCACCUGGUUAUAAGAUUGAAGUGCAGGCCAAUGAGCAGGGUUAUGCAUUUCAAGUGUCAGUGAGUAUGCCAAGUCCAACGGCAACCCAUACAGCAACCAUAUCCCAGCAUCAUUGUACUGUUAAUGUUGGCUCACCACCAGUGGCAUCACCACCAAGUCAACCGGCAAAAGCACCAUCUGUACUGCAAAUAAUGCAGGGAACGGGAAACAUACAUCACUCAAUUGCUAAUAAUAUAUCGAAUAAUAGUUUGACGAUUCAUGCUGCUGUACCAUCACCACCGCCAAUUCAAUCGUACAAUAAUUCACACAUAAGUGCAGCGCAAGCGCAAGCUGUCAGCCAGGCACUCAGCCAGGCACAGGAUGGUGUACAAAACAGUGGACAGACACAACAGAGUCAACCCGUUGAAUUCAAUCAUGCCAUCAAUUAUGUCAAUAAAAUUAAGAAUCGGUUUCAAGGACAACCAGACAAGUACAAACGUUUCUUGGAGAUUCUCCAUACAUAUCAGAAGGAGCAAAGAAACUUGAAAGAAGCCGGUCACAUGGGAGCUGGUAGUGGGAGUGUUCCGUCUGGUGGAAAACAUCUGACUGAGGCGGAAGUUUACAGUCAGGUGGCUAAGUUGUUUGAGAAUCAGGAGGAUUUACUUGCUGAGUUUGGACAGUUUUUGCCUGAUGCAACGAGUCAACAGAGUGCGCUGUCUGCAAUGUUUCAGGGUAACAAAACCACGGUAAACGACCACGCAGCAAUCGUGAAAAAGCCCCUGAUAAAAGCCUCCUACAACAACACAACAUCCCUCCCCCGUGAUCACCGAGAGCCAGGUAAUCCAGGAGGUCUCGAUCGAGACCGAGACCACCGAGAUCGUGACAGAGAUCGUGAACGUCCAGGUCCCCGUGACCUGAACAACACCCAAAAAUUCGGUCACAGUACAGGCCAGCUGAAGCGCAGUCCCUCCUUUCCAACGUCAGUGUCCACCGGAAACUCCCACCAUCCACCUCAUGGUCCCCCUCCCCCGAAGAAGCACAAGGUAUCGGCUUCAGUGCGAGACGUGACAAUCGCCGAAGCAGGAAAAUACGGUAGCCUAAAUGACUACGCAUUCUUCGACAAAGUGCGAAAGGCCUUGAGAUCUCAAGAGGUAUACGAAAACUUCCUCAGAUGUUUAGUUUUAUUCAACCAGGAGAUAGUCUCGAAGAGCGAAUUAAUCCAGCUGGUGACACCCUUUCUGGGUCGUUUUCCCGAAUUAUUAAGAUGGUUCAAAGAGUUCUUAGGACAUCUGCAAGACACCGCAGGCAUCACCUCGACAAAUUCCAACAGCAACCUGGUGGAAUCACUGCCGAACAACGUGGUGAGGAGCCAUCAGGAUCGACCCCAGGGUGAUUUAGCCAUGGAAAUAGACUACACAACCUGCAAGAGACUAGGUGCUUCCUACUGUGCUUUACCAAAGUCCUACGUACAGCCUAAAUGCUCUGGGAGGACUCAAUUGUGUCGAGAGGUGCUUAACGACACAUGGGUAUCAUUCCCCACGUGGUCGGAAGACAGUACCUUCGUAACAUCUCGAAAGACUCAGUUCGAGGAGUUUAUUUAUCGAUGUGAGGACGAGAGAUUUGAGUUGGAUGGUGUGAUCGAGACGAAUGCAGCGACGAUAAGGGUCUUGGAGGGUGUUCAUAAAAAAAUGGGAAGGAUGAGUCAGGAGGAGCUGCAGAGGUUUAAACUCGAUGAUUGUUUAGGUGGGUGUUCUCCAACGAUUCAUCAGAGAGCGUUGAAGAGAAUAUAUGGGGACAAGGCUGCUGAUAUUAUCGAUGGGCUGAAGAAGAAUCCGACUGUUGCUGUGCCAGUCGUACUCAGGAGACUGAAGAGUAAGGAGGAGGAGUGGCGAGAGGCGCAGAAGGGCUUCAAUAAAAUUUGGAGGGAGCAGAAUGAGAAGUACUAUCUCAAGUCACUGGAUCAUCAGGGAAUUAAUUUCAAGCAGAAUGACGUUAAGGCCUUGAGAUCGAAGAGUCUGUUCAAUGAAAUUGAGACACUGUGCGACGAGAGAAAUGAACAGAAUGACAGUGGUGAUGGACAGGGCAGUGGUCCUCACAUGGUGCUUCCUUACAAGGAUAAAUCAGUGCUUGAUGAUGCUGCCAAUUUGUUGAUACAUCAUGUUAAACGACAGACUGCGAUACAUAAGGAGGAUAAACAACGAAUUAAGUUAUUGUUAAGGCACUUUAUACCUGAUUUGUUCUUUCAUCCGAGACAGGAGUUGAGUGAUGAUGAGAGGGAUGAGGAUGAUGAUAAGGAGGAGGGCAUGCCCAGUGGAUCACAAUCGUUGACGACAAAUCCAUCGCCACUUGGGUUGCAGGGCUCUAGGAAUAAUAAAGCAUCACCAUCACCUCCUAAUGCCAAUGUUAAGAGCGAGGGGGAUAUUAAAGUACCUGUUCAUGCAUUGUCGACUGAUCCUGAUGAGGCGUAUACGCUGUUCAUGGGAUCUAAUAGCUGGUAUUUGUUCCUGAGGUUACAUCAUAUACUGUGUGAAAGGCUUACGAAAAUGUACGAUAGGGCGGUAGCGUUGGCUGAUGAGGAGGCCAUGUAUAAACAGCAGAGGAAGGAAGUGGCUGCUGUUGCACUCAGGUUAAAACCAAAAAAUGAAAUAGAAAUAGAAGAAUAUUAUCCAACAUUUCUCGACAUGGUGAAAAACGUUCUCGACGGUAACAUGGAGAGUACAGCGUAUGAGGACACCCUGAGAGAGAUGUUCGGCAUCCACGCAUACAUGGCAUUCACCCUGGAUAAAGUGGUAUCGUACGCAGUUAGACAGCUCCAGCACCUAGUGACAGACGCCCCUUGUCAAAAUUGCAUUGACAUGUUCCAUCGUGAACAGAGACAACCGAAGGAGAGUAGUGGCGCUGGAGGACUGUGUGCAACCGCUUAUUUGAGGGUUGGAGCCGAGGUUGCGUAUCAAAGGAGAGCUGAGGCUGCUAUGGCCACUGAAAACUCUUAUAAAAUAUAUAUUUAUAAAAAAGAGUGUAAAAUGACGAUAGAAUUACUGGACAAUGAGAGUGAGGAUACGCCCGAGGGUUGCAAUGAUCGUGAAAGAGAGGAUGUUAAUACAUCUGAAAAAUGGUCAUCAUACGUUGAGAGAUACUCAACCCCAAUAAUCCAAGCCAGUCUAAAGGAUACACCAACAUCACCUAACAAUGAGACGAGCAAUGCAACAAGCACCAAUCAUCCUGUGAGUAGCGACCAGGCAGCAAGGGGGGGAAGGGGCAGAAAGCGCAAGAACACUGACAUUAACAAGAAGAUCGAUGGAAAUGGUUGGAGCUCCUUAGGCAGGAUCUUAGCUGGUCGCAAACCGGUGUUUCUCUACAGAAAUGUCAGACGAUCGAGGAAGCACGCUGCCAGGAAGAUGAGGCCGGCUGUGUUGAGUAAUCCGGAUAAAAAUACAGAUGCCACUGAGGGCGAAAAAUCAGAGGAAGCCGAUGGUGUCAGUGAUUUACUAAAGAGUCCUACGAUGCUGAGGAUGACGGGAACGAGUGACGGUGCCGAUGUAAUAACAUCAGACGACACCCAAUGCACUUUCAAUCCCAACAGUUAUCACAUGCUCUACGUAGCGAGUAAGGAGGCUUUUCUGUACAAACCGAACUCUUUCGCACGAGCCAAAGAGUGUCACCCCGCAAUCACGAAAAAUCUCAACGCGAAAUUCCACAGUUGGCUGUCGAAUUGGGCAUCGAAAAACGUAGCAGAUUCGCAACAUCGACUCUGUCAAGACUGGUUAAUGGGUCGUUACGAGAACUUGAUUCCCCACAGGACACGAGUGAUUACCGAUAACGAUCAGAGUCGUUCGCCCUAUCGAUCUUACAAUCGCUAUCGCGUUGAACGUAUCAAAUCCGAGACAGACUCUGAUGCCACGUAGUUCAACUAGUUUUCAUUUUCAUUAGUUGAAAUUGAGAGAAUGUGACAAAUAAAAUAAACAAUUAUUGUGUACAGUUUUGGGACCAUGUGGAAAUAACUCGGUAAGGGCGUGACAGAAAGGUGAGAUCGCGCGUGUGUGUGAAAUUCCCUAGUUGGCAGAUCGAUUCAUCAUCUUCCAUCAAUGAAGAUCUUUUGUAAGGAAUAACUAGUGCUCUUGAUGGUGAGAACAAAAGGAAAAUGUGCUGCUAAUGGAAUCAAUCAAACGACGUAAAUAAUUAUCUCAUUGUAAAAAGAAGAACAUUUCAAUUGUAAAAAUAUCUUUUAUUUCAAAAUUGUUUGAAAUAAUCCAGUGGUGGAGUGGUAAAACGUAACAAUCAGAAUUUGUUAUUUUUGUUAAUUGUCUAUACUUUGAGAAGAAGUCGUUCGAAGAUAAAAUCUCAAAAUAUUUUAUCUGUUCUAGAUAAAUUUCGUAUUAAAAGUGUCUCUUUACAUACGCAAAAUAGUCUCUCAUUUUUUUAUCACAUGGAUUUUUCUUAAAAAAUCGAGAAAAAAGAAUGGAGAAACUUUUUUCAUAACAGAAAACAUUUCCUGCAAAACUUAUCUCUUGAUAUUUUCCCUUGAAUUUAUUCUUCAUUAUAAUAAUUCCAUGUUUGAUGAGAUUUGAAAAAUAGUCUUGUUCUCCCACGUUUUUGCACUUCACUGCUACAUCUCUUCAUCCAAAUGUUUUUUUUAUUGAUUGUUCAUAGACAUUUUCUAGUGUAAUUGACGUGCAUUCCACUGCAAUUUUUUUAGAGACAUUGAGAUUUUUUCUAAUGAUCAUUUCCCUGCAUUUUUUCGACAUUUUUGUAUUUAAAGAUGAUUUAUUAAAAGGUUUAUUAUUCUUCACCAGAGAUUUUUUUAGCGAGUGAAAAACCAUUUUGAUGGAGAGAAGUGGAGAGAAAUUUUCUGAAACAUGAAUAUGAUGACAUGUGACAAUCAUUGAUCGGAUAGUACAAACAACGGCCUCACUGAGUAAAUUGAUAAAGCCAUGAAUAAAAGAUAUUUACUAGAAUGUACAAACAAUCUUAUUGUAUAUUCUGUGCUCUUUUCUCAAUCAUUUUUUUAAAUUUACAAUUGCGAGCAGCUUUUAUGCAUAAAACUGUACAGUUAUUUUCUUUUGCGACAAUUAUUUAUCAAUCGACCCCCUUCUCUUUCCAAUUGUGAAAAUAUACUUCUCAACAUGAAUAAUAUAUUUGUACAAAAGUAACGUUAGGUGCUGUAAAAAUCUACUCGUAAGAAAUCCAAAUGAAUUUUUUAAAUAAUGAAGCUUAAGACUUGUUUUAUUGUUUAGUCAAUGUUUUACAUACCAUGUUUUACUCAUAAUUAACAUCAAGCCCACAAUGCAAAACAGUAAUUAAGCAGAUGAGAAUAAUCAGAUGGAAUUAAUAAUUUCAUGUUGAUUAUUAGGUGUGCUCAUUAAUUUUCAAGGGUUCUUAGAUUGGAUUUCUCCAAAGGAUAUUCGAGUUUUUUUCACCACAAUUUCCAUAAGGAAAUAUGACGGAAAAUUGUAGACAGCGAUGGACAAUACGUUGAUUAAAUACAAUCAUUUUUUAUUCAAGAAUUCAGUCUUUGAAAAUAAUUGGCACCCCUGAUAUUUUGCGAAUAUCUCCUGGAGGGAUAGGAAAAAUUUGAAAUUUUCUACAUUUCUCACUGAUGUUGCUCGUCACUGAGAUGAUCAUCCAAUUAACAAAGAUCCAAUUGUCUAUGUGCAUUUUUAUCAACUAGUUGUCUCGGUAAUGAGUUGAUCCAGAAAAAUCAAAAUUUUUGCAAAAUUUUUCGAUUCACCUGUUUUCACUUCUCUGCAAAAAUUCAUUUGAUGAGUAAUUAGAAAUCAAAGGAUAAUUCGAUCUGAAUGUCAGCAAUAAAAUUUUCAAGUCGAGUGCACAAGCCGGAGUAUUUUUGCAGUAGAAAAUUACGCAAGAAUACUGAAAAGACAAAAGUGAAAUAAAUCCAGAGGCGCACAUACACACGCGCGUGGCUCAAAGAAAACUGAAAUGGCUGUAAUCAAUCAGUUGCAGUUGAAUAAUCAAUUAAUCAUAAAUUCCACAAUGUUGUACAAACAUUAUGAUAGGUAUUAGAUUCCGAGUGUCCGUAAUACUAAAUUAAUUAAGAAUAUCGAUUUCUACCUUCCAGAAAUCAUCGAUUAAAAUUUAUCACUGAUGAGUGGAGAAAAUUAUUUGCAAUCAGAUUGAUGAAUUGUGUACAGGAUGAUCUCUGCCGAAGGUAAGAUUUAUCUGCGAUAAGAUGUCAUGAUUAUAUUUCAUAAAAUUUUCAAUGUAAAUUAUUUGUAAUUAGUGUUCAUUAAUGAGUUCCAGAGCCCGAAGAAUGAAUGGAACUUGUUCUCAGGGCUCUGUGGAUUCCGCAAAAUCUCAAAAUUGGGAAGUGAGACUCAUCACAUUUUUGCACAGACCAGAAGAGAUCAUAAAAAUGUUAAGAUAAAUAGUGCACAAAGAUAUGCAUUAUGAUGAAGGAUUAAAUGAUUCAUAAAUUUAUUAAAAAUACA
Diachasma alloeum is the source of this 7585-nucleotide messenger RNA. RefSeq names its product paired amphipathic helix protein Sin3b (gene Sin3A). Gene Ontology annotation, biological process: negative regulation of transcription by RNA polymerase II. The transcript is spliced from 12 exons. Bases 605 to 5044 code for a protein of 1479 amino acids. Lineage: Eukaryota; Metazoa; Arthropoda; Insecta; Hymenoptera; Braconidae. Gene Ontology annotation, molecular function: transcription corepressor activity. The record is from RefSeq and is a predicted model, not a curated record. Gene Ontology annotation, cellular component: chromatin.